This is a messenger RNA of Panicum virgatum (switchgrass), 2806 nucleotides long. RefSeq lists its product as uncharacterized. The transcript has a single exon. Lineage: Eukaryota; Viridiplantae; Streptophyta; Magnoliopsida; Poales; Poaceae. Gene Ontology annotation, molecular function: nucleic acid binding; zinc ion binding. The coding region runs from base 407 to 2806 and encodes 799 amino acids. The record is from RefSeq and is a predicted model, not a curated record.
AAAAGUGAAGGGAAUAGAGCUGUUGUUUUCUUGCAUUCCUUGCUGUCUUGGUGUGUGACAACAUUUGUGUUCAGGCUCACGUCUCUAGCUUGAUUUGGCACUAGGACCAGCAUAGGACCAUCAAUGAAUGUCUAUUCAACUUGCUUUGACUAAUGUGGAUCUAGCUGUACCUUGAUUUGUUUUGUUUGCAGCCACCUAUAGCUCCACAAAUUAUCUACUACAUCACGGGGUUGUGCUUGUGUAACCAUUUGUGUUGUUCUUGCUGGCUGCCGACACCUCCUACCUUGCUUGGUAAGGACAUGUAAGAACUUGAAUGGACAAGUGUGAGUGAACAUAUAGUGUGCCACCACCUAUUUCCUUUAGUUGGUAGGCAACUUCUUGUGACUUUGUUUGCUGCAAGCUAACCAUGGCAGGUGCAGGGAGUGAGGAUGAGGAUGGUGGAGGCCUGCUUACACCUCGCACCAAAGGCAUCGUACAGCAUUUUCAAAAGCAAGUGAGGGAGUACACCUUGGGAAUUGAUAAUGAUUUGCAGGUGAUAAAUGAGAAGAUUGGGCAAAUGGAGGCCGCACAGAUUUCCAACAACACCAAGCUUGCAGGUUUGGAGACGACGGUUGCUCGCAUGGACAAGAGUCUCGCUGCUCUUCUAAGGCGCUUUGAUGAGCUCCACGUGAAGAUGAAUGAUCAGCAUAGAGGACGUGGCCAAGAGGAUGACGACGGCGCAGAAAAUUCAGGUGCUGAUUAUGCUGCUGACACCGAAGUUGAGGAUCAAGCCCAGCGACGUCUACGUCGUAACCGUCGAGGUAUGGGUGGACAACGUCCACAUGAGGUACAUAACAAUGACAUUGCUUUUAGUAAGAUAAAAUUUAAGAUACCCUCUUUUGAUGGUAAAUAUGAUCCGGAUGCUUAUCUUACUUGGGAGAUGGCUGUUGAACAAAAGUUUACUUGUCAUGAUUUUCCUGAAAAUGCAUGUGUUAGGGCUGCAACUAGUGAAUUCACUGAUUUUGCUUCCGUUUGGUGGAUAGAACAUGGCAAGAAAAAUCCUAAUAACAUGCCACAAACUUGGGAUGCUUUGAAACGGAUCAUGAGGGCUAGAUUUGUUCCAUCUUACUAUGCACGUGAUCUUUUAAACCAGCUGCAGCAGUUAAAACAAGGUACUAAAAGUGUAGAAGAAUACUAUCAAGAGCUGCAAAUGGGCAUGCUACGCUGCAAUUUAGAGGAGGAUGUGGAACCUGCUAUGGCUAGAUUUUUGGGCGGGUUAAACCGGGAAAUUCAGGACAUCCUUGCUUAUAAAGAGUACACUAACAUAACCCGUUUGUUCCAUCUUGCUUGCAAAGCUGAAAGGGAAGUGCAGGGACGACGUGCAAGUACCAGGACUAACAUUUCUGCAGGGAGGAAUUUUUCCACGCAGCCCCGCUCAAGCAUUCCAUCAACUGGACGUGUUGCUGCACCUUAUUCAUCGUCAGCUCGAACAGCAGCCCCACCUUCUAGCGACAAGCCUCGUGACAACCCUGCAAAUUCAGCAGCAAAGACAACGCAAAAACCUGCUGCAACCACUUCAUCGGUGGCAUCCACAGGUAGAACAAGAGAUGUUCAGUGCCACCGCUGCAAGGGAUUUGGACAUGUCAUGCGUGACUGCCCAAGCAAGCGUGUUUUGGUGGUAAAAAAUGAUGGUGAGUACUCAUCUGCUAGUGAACUUGAUGAAGAUAUACUUGCAUUGCUUGCGGCUGACCAUGCAGGAAGUGAGGGCUGCUCGGAAGAACAUAUUAAUGCAGCUGAAGCCGACCGCUAUGAGAGCCUAAUUGUGCAGCGUGUGCUGAGCGCACAAAUGGAGAAAGCGGAGCAAAAUCAGCGGCACACAUUGUUCCAAACAAAGUGUGUCAUCAAAGAGCGUUCGUGUCGAGUGAUCAUCGAUGGAGGUAGCUGCAACAACUUGGCCAGCAGCGACAUGGUGGGGAAGCUUGCGCUUACCACCCAACCACACCCGCAUCCAUAUUGCAUUCAAUGGCUGAAUAACACCGGUAAGGCAAAGGUAACAAAACUUGUGCGAAUUAAUCUUGCCAUCGGAUCCUAUAAAGAUGUUGUUGAAUGUGAUGUUGUGCCAAUGCAAGCAUGUAGUAUUUUGCUAGGAAGGCCAUGGCAAUUUGAUAAAGAUUCUAUGCAUCAUGGUAGAUCAAAUCAGUAUUCCUUCCAACACCAUGAUAAAAGGAUUGUGUUGCAUCCAAUGUCUCCUGAAGCAAUUUUAAAAGAUGAACUUACUAGAGCUAGUAAAAUGAAGAAUCAGGAACAGGCUAAAAGUGAAAAUCAGAUUGUGGCAAACGAACUUGAGAAGCACAAAAAGAGAAGUGCCAAAUCUGUUCAUGAUAACAGAAAUGAGAUCAAGCUGAAAGGGGCAUGUUUCAUUGCUACUAAAUCUGAUUUGGAUGAGAUUGAUACUACCACUGCUGUUUGCUAUGCCUUGAUUUGCAAACAAACCUUGUUUUCACUUCAGGACAUACCUCUUUCCUUGCCCCCUGUUGUCACUAAACUUUUGCAGGAGUAUGCGGGUGUUUUUCCAAAGGAGGUGCCACCGGGGCUGCCACCAAUUCGUGGGAUUGAGCACCAGAUUGACCUUAUUCCCGGGGCCUCCUUGCCCAAUCGUGCACCAUACAGGACCAACCCUGAAGAAACUAAAGAAAUUCAGCGCCAAGUGCAAGAAUUGCUCGACAAAGGUUACGUGCGUGAGUCCCUGAGCCCCUGCGCUGUUCCUAUCCUUUUGGUUCCUAAGAAAGAUGGAUCUUGGCGCAUGUGUAGAUUGCCGAGCGAUUAA